AUGGCAGGUAACCCCAAACGAAGAUCUCGUCUGCUCACAGUGUUGCGUGUGUUUGAUCAAAAACAGAAAAACAGGAAGGAAAUUCCAUGUUACUGGGAGAACCAGCCCGCUGGCUGCCAGAAACCACACUGUGCCUUCUUCCACGAGAGGCCCCGCUAUGUAGAGGGCGUCUUUGUCCCUCCUGAUAAAGUACUGAGCAAAACCGAGGAGCCGCCGCAGGAGGAGCCGGCACCGCCGCCAGCUGCCGCUCCGCCCAAUGCAGGCAACCCUCAGCUCCGAGGGGUCAUCAAGACGGACACACAGGAGGCGGUACCAAGCCCCACACAUCCACCCGUGGUGAUUAAUCCAGCAGAUGAUGACGAGGAUGAAGAAGACCAGUUCUCAGAGGAGGGAGAGGAUGGCAAGGUGGGUCCUUCACCUAGGAAGAUGGCUAGAUCAGGAGAGCUGCUGAACUUUGGUGUGAGCACCUUGGAGGAGAUCCGGCUGAGGAAGGCCCUGAAGUCCAGCAUGAGGAGGGCAGGUUACCCCCUCCAGAGCGCCGACUCCUCCACCAACGGAGAGAAGGAGAACUGCCUGGCAUCGUACCGGCCCGCCCACUCACAGUUUGGAGGCGCUGUUGUUUUUGAAGAGCCGGAGCGACCCAGAGGCAGCGUGGCUGAACGGCUUGGGCGAAGGGUGCCCCCUGCAGAUUUUCAAAGCGGAGGGCAGAUUACAAUAAAGAAGAGUCUGGCUGAGCGUUUGGGCAGGAUUGUUGAUGAAGAGCAGCCGCCGGUCAACACACAGAAAGCCUUGAAGCCGAUCAAAGACAGACUUGGGCUGGUUCCUCCUAUCAGAGGUGCUCAUGCAGCUGAGGCCAACCCAGUGUCUACCAAAGCUCCUGAUCGGAUCCGCAUCAAAACUCUAGAAGAGAUCAGACAGGCCAAGGCGGCCAAGGCCAGCAGCCAGAAGGAUGUUCCUGCAGCCGACGCAGCGGAAACCACCAAAACUGAUGUGGUCAGGGCCGCCAAGGCGACCAAGAGAUCCAUCACUCUAACAGACGCCUCCAUCAGCCACGUUAAAACCUUCUCUGAGAUCAUUCAAGAGAAGAAGAUGAAGCAGGAGGAGGAACAGAACCAGAACCCCAACCUGAUGAAGGCGGAGCAGCCAGAGGAGAAGCCUCCAGCCAAGGGCCCGGGGCCGAUGGACUCCGCUGACGUGGAGAAGGUGAGAGUGAAGACCCUGGAGGAGAUCCGCAGAGAGAAAGCAGCGAGGGUCCAGGCCCAGCAGACCACCGACAGCCCCGAGCACAGCGCCCCAAAGAGGCCACAUCUGCUGCGGGUCAAGAAGCCCCCAACCCAACAAAGCAACACGGCGGCUGAAAGAGUCGCUGAACCAGCAGAGAGGCCGGCGCAAGCUGCAGCAUCUCCUGCUCAGGCCUCCGCCAUCAAGGUGAAGACGUUUGAGGAGAUCAUGCAGGAGAAACGACUCCGCAGACAGGAGCAGGAGGGGCAGGCCAAAAGCCCCGCUGAGGCCGAUUCGUCUCAGAAACAGAGCGCCAGCAGCGCCCUCAAGAGGAAGACCUCUGCCACGACCCGUCGUGCCCCGGCAGAGACCCCGCCGCCUUCCAGAGUCUCAAUUCGGAAACUCGUUUCCCUAAAACCGGAAGCACCAUCGCCUCCAAAGAGGACGGCUUCUCCUGGCCCCAAAACCACUGCCAUGGCAACGGCAUUCUCAGCCUCACCAGAGCAGAGCUCCACAGACUUCCUGGACAAAACCACAAGAGGCACCGUCUCACAGCCGUCUGCACAGAUAACGAGGGAGUCGAGUCAGCCUGCAGAACUCCCUGCUGACUCUAAUCAGACCAAAACCUUGGAGCAUCCAGGCAGCUGCAAAGUGAGGCCUAAGCUGAAUGUGAAGCCAUCAGUGGUGAAGCCUGCAGGGCAGGUGAAGCCGCCUCCGAAGAAGAGAAGAGUGGAGGGUUCUGCUGUUGCAGCUGUGAAACCCAUGAACAGCUCCACCGCUGAUCAGCAGUCUUCAAACAAAGAGGUCCAGCCGACAUCUGCUGUGCCGCCGACCCCCAGCACCCAGAGGGACGAGCUGCAGACGGUUCCUGUCUUCACGCAGAGUCAGGGUCAAGACAUCAAGGCAGACGCCAGUGGAGAUGCAGUCAAAGACACCUGGUCAGUCCCACAAAGUCCCGUCCUCAGAAGUCCCACCCAGUCCAGGGCACGCAGAUCCAGUGCGGCAGCAUCCCGCACCGCCUCCACCUCCACCUCCACCUCCAACCCUGACCCCUCCGUCUCCUCGAUGGACGACUUUGAGGAUCUGAUCAACCAGUUCACCGAUGACCACCUGGAGGGCGACGUGGAUCCGGCCAUCGGAGAGGACGACCUGCUGCAGGAGCUGUCAGAAAUGAUUGACAGCUGAGAGAGAAUCGGCGAGUCGGAGAUACAUCGUAAAGAAUUCAGCUCAUUUCACUUAUUACCUUCACGUUUGUCACAUUUUAGACGACGUCUCUCGCACACCAUUCUGUCGGAUGCUCUGCCGUGUGAAAAUCUGCAGACUUGGAUUGUGUGGGAACAUUCUCCAAACUUCUUUGCGUCUGACAAGUUCCAGAAGAAAGAAAAGGAAAAGUGUGUUUGUAGAAGUUGCAGUUUGUCAAGAAUUGAUGGAGGAAAGCAGCGUUUUAGCCGGGGAGUCUUAUCUGUAUACUGUGUAUGCAAGCUGGAUAUAGAACUGAUGAACAUAGGGGCAGUUCUGCUGGUAUGGGUUUUUUUCUGUUGUGUAUGUCUCAGUGGAUUCCUCCACUUCCUGUAUUAUGAGUUACAAUUCUGCCCAGGUUCCCUGUGAUCAGAGUUAGCAUGCGAGUGGAAUUCUUCCUGCCGUUUGUCACGGGUGGAUUUGAUCAUGUUGGACUGAGACAUCUCGUCCCGAACACUUAAAAAAAUCAAUCCUCGCCGAGAUCCUCAGCACUCUGCAUACUUUAAUAAUGAAUACCUCAGGGAGUCUUUGUGGUGUUUCUAUGUUCUGUAGAAGAAGGCACUUCUAUUUCUUUUUUUUAAUAUUGAUGUAUUCUGGUAGAUGAUAUACUGGUUUUACGAUCCUUAUGUGUUGUUGCUCCUCCAUGACGCUUUGUCAUGAUCUUAAAAUCAUCUAUGUAAAUAAAAAAUACUUUUAAUGACAAGUUGGA
Molecule: messenger RNA, 3169 nt
Organism: Gambusia affinis (western mosquitofish)
Lineage: Eukaryota; Metazoa; Chordata; Actinopteri; Cyprinodontiformes; Poeciliidae
Gene: zc3h11a
Product: zinc finger CCCH-type containing 11A
Exons: 14
Coding region: 1-2406 (801 amino acids)
Source: RefSeq, a predicted model, not a curated record